Heterocephalus glaber (naked mole-rat) is the source of this 951-nucleotide messenger RNA. Its product is annotated as olfactory receptor 8D2-like. Lineage: Eukaryota; Metazoa; Chordata; Mammalia; Rodentia; Bathyergidae. Gene Ontology annotation, molecular function: olfactory receptor activity; G protein-coupled receptor activity. Gene Ontology annotation, cellular component: membrane. Gene Ontology annotation, biological process: G protein-coupled receptor signaling pathway. The record is from RefSeq and is a predicted model, not a curated record.
AUGGACACAGGAAAUCAUUCAUCAGUAACUGCAUUUAUCCUUGAGGCAUUAACAGACCGCCCAGGGCUCCAGCUCCCUCUCUUCUUCCUGUUCCUACUCAUCUAUGUAGUCUCCAUGGUGGGGAACUUGGGUCUGCUCUUUUUAAUCAGGGUCAGCGCUCAGCUUCACACUCCUAUGUAUUAUUUUCUCAGUCACUUGUCUUUCAUAGAUCUCUGCUACUCCUCUGUAAUAAUCCCCAAGAUGUUGGAGAGCUUCAUGUUAGAGAAGAACUUUACCUCCUUUCUGGAGUGCAUGGCUCAACUCUUUUUGUUUUGCUUCUUUGGUAUUGAUGACUCCUACAUGCUGACAGCCAUGGCAUAUGAUCGUUAUGUUGCUAUCUGCAAUCCCUUGCUCUACCACAUCACCAUGUCCCACAGAGUCUGUUUGCUACUAGUCACCAGUGUGUAUGCAGUGGGAGUCUUUGGAGCAUUGGUUCAUACUAGCUACAUAUCCACUCGCUCCUUCUGUGGAACUAAUGUCAUCCACCAUUACUUCUGUGACAUCCUUCCUCUUCUAAAUAUAACUUGUUUGAGAGACUACACCAAGGAGCUUUUGGUGAUGAUUGUGGUUGGAUUUAAUGUAUUUGCUUGUGCAAUAGCCAUCUUUAUCUCUUAUAUCUUCAUCCUUUCCAGCAUUCUGCAUAUACACUCAGCUGGUGGCAGGUCCAAAGCCUUCAGUACCUGCAGCUCCCACCUUGCAGCUGUUGGGGUUUUCUAUGGCUCCAUCACCUUCAUGUAUUUUAAACCAUCUACCAAUGACACAACCCAGGAGAAGGUGGCUUCUGUGUUUUAUACCACAGUGAUUCCCAUGCUUAACCCCCUGAUCUAUAGCCUUAGAAACAAGGAAUUUGCUAAAUUUAUCAAAGUAUUUUUAAACUCGAAAAAAUACGGAGUCUGGGGAAUGGAGAAAUAA